Messenger RNA from Neofelis nebulosa (Clouded leopard), 572 nucleotides. RefSeq names its product S100 calcium binding protein P (gene S100P). The transcript has 2 exons. Gene Ontology annotation, molecular function: transition metal ion binding; calcium ion binding. Bases 144 to 431 code for a protein of 95 amino acids. NCBI's taxonomy places the organism in Eukaryota, Metazoa, Chordata, Mammalia, Carnivora, Felidae. The record is from RefSeq and is a predicted model, not a curated record. Gene Ontology annotation, cellular component: extracellular exosome; cytoplasm. Gene Ontology annotation, biological process: endothelial cell migration.
GUCCAGCCCUGUUUGGCCCACCCUCUGUGUCAAUAUGAGGCUGGGCCUUAUAAGGCGCCAAGAAGCCUCCGGUGGGACAUUUCCUCGGCCGAGCCAGCUCCCGAGCCAGCUCCCGGCAGGACGGUGGGUCCACAUCCAGCACCAUGACGGAACUGGAGACGGCCAUGGGCAUGAUUAUUGACGUCUUUGCCCGGUACGCGGGGGCCGAGGGCAACAAGCAGAACCUGACCAAGGGGGAGCUGAAGACGCUCAUGGAGAAGGAGCUCCCUGGCUUCCUGCAGAAUAAAAGGGACAGGGACGCCGUGGACAAACUGCUCAAGGACCUGGACGCCAACGGAGACGCCGAGGUGGAUUUCAACGAGUUCAUGGUGUUCGUGGCCGCGCUCACAGCCGCCUGCCACAAGUACUUUGAGCAGGCGGGGCUCCACUGACGCCCUGCAGACCCAGAUCCCUGGGUGGGGGGUGGGGGGGUGCUCCGGACCCGCCCCCAGCUUCCAGAACCCUGGGGGUGAUUGCUUCCCUGGGCCCGGCCUGCCCCCGACCCUCUGAUCAGUAAAAUGCUUGUGACACGC